Encephalitozoon romaleae SJ-2008 is the source of this 654-nucleotide messenger RNA. RefSeq lists its product as hypothetical. The record is from RefSeq and is a predicted model, not a curated record. NCBI's taxonomy places the organism in Eukaryota, Fungi, Microsporidia, Unikaryonidae. The transcript has a single exon. The coding region runs from base 1 to 654 and encodes 217 amino acids.
AUGCUGUUAUUGUUUUUUAUGUCUGUAUAUUCAUUCCAGGGAAGGUAUGGAUCCUGUGCCAGGCCCAAUAGGCGCCUCCUACAUUCUGAUUACGACGGGGUGAUGGUCUUGAAUGUAUUGCAUAGGAACCAACCUCUGACUGUGUUUGAUAGUAAUUACCCAGAAAGAAUAAGCUUACCUGCCCUACUCUCGGAGUUUUCCAAGGAGAUGAUGGAGAACCAGAUCUUCGACCUGAAGUAUGAGAGCUUUUCGAAGAAGAUAUGGUUAGAGCUCAAGAAGGAACGCUGUAUAGAAAUAGCUGAUGUUCACUCCGCUCUAAAGGCUGUAAGGAUGAAGAUCUCUCCAUCCGCCAUUUACUUGAAGAGGCUUCCAAAUAGUAUGAAAUUCCAGCUUAUAUCAGGAGGCAAGUGCCUUACAGUUGGAAAUGAGAUAAACUAUGCAGGAGUAAGAGGAUGGGCACUCUCAUUUACUGACUGUGAAGAUAAUAAUGACCUCCAGACCUUUGUGAUGAUUCCUUCGCUCAAGGGUUUAAUGAAGCUUAAUGAAAAGAUGAGAACCGACAAAAUGGUUCACAGAAUGUACGACACAUUCAGGAGAAUAGGAAAGAUCAUCGGAGUGGUUGAUAUAACUCGAUCUGGGAGGCCUCUUUAUUAA